UUCAUUUCAGAUGAUAAAGGUUGUUCAUCUUCUGAUGGAGAGACAGACUUAACAUCAAAAGAGCAGCUGACAGUCAACAGGUUUUCUUGUGUCACCUGUGGAAAAACACUGAGCACAAAGAGAAACCUAACGAAACACGAGAGAACACACACAGAACAGAAAGACUUCAGCUGUAAGAUAUGCAACAUCAGCUUUCUUACCGCAGAAGAGAGGAGACUUCAUUCUAAAGAGCACAGCGGGAAGAAGGCGUUUCACUGUGAACAGUGCGGGAAGGAUUUUUUCACCACUGCUCAUAAUAUGAAAGCUCAUAUUAAGACACACGACAAAAAGUCUUUCCACUGCAGUGAAUGUGACAAGUAUUUCAGCACCAAAGGAACUCUUGAUGUUCAUAAGCGAAUCCACACGGGAGAAAGACCACACAAGUGUCCUCACUGCGAGAAGAGCUUCAGCCACGGAUCUCAUCUGAAGACACAUGUGCGUUUGCACACCAAUGAGAGACCGUAUCAGUGCAGUGAAUGUGGGAAAACCUUUACAGACUCAGGCUCUCUAAAGUCACACCAGAAAGUACACUCUGAUAAGAAACCUUUUCAGUGCAAACACUGCGACAAACGAUUCCGUCAAAAAUCUAAUUUGAACAAUCAUGAGAGGACUCACACCGGAGAGAAACCGUAUCUGUGCUCCUACUGCGGGAAGAGCUUUUCUAAUCCAUCUCAAUUUGUAUUUCAUAAGCGAGUCCACACUGGAGAAAAACCGUAUCACUGCAGCGUUUGUGGAAAGAGUUUCGGAAAACAUAGUACUUUACAAAACCACAAGAGGACUCAUACUGGAGAAAGACCGUUCAAAUGCUCACAGUGUGAAAAGACCUUUGCUCGAUUAUGCAUCCUUAAGGUCCAUCAGCGAGUUCAUACAGGAGAGAAACCUUACUCCUGCUCCAUCUGCGGCGAGAGAUUCGCUUAUUUAGGUAGUUUUCAGACCCACCAGAACAAACACACUAAAGAACAAACUGCUCCAGAAUCAUCAGAGUGACUUUCAUCAAUCAAUCUGGGAAAAAAAAAAACUCAUUCAGCUCAUAGUGGACCUGUAUAUUGAGCUCUUACUGCCAGUAGGGGGCAGUGAGCUUUCAUGUGCAUUUUCUUUUCAAGGCAUUUUUGACAGAAUAGAACGAUUAUUUUAUAUUUAACCAAACAGAACUAUAAAAAAAUCUUCAAAAUAAAAUACUACAACAAUA
This is a messenger RNA of Cyprinus carpio (common carp), 1228 nucleotides long. RefSeq names its product gastrula zinc finger protein XlCGF7.1-like. Gene Ontology annotation, molecular function: RNA polymerase II cis-regulatory region sequence-specific DNA binding; DNA-binding transcription factor activity. Gene Ontology annotation, biological process: regulation of transcription by RNA polymerase II. The transcript has 2 exons. NCBI's taxonomy places the organism in Eukaryota, Metazoa, Chordata, Actinopteri, Cypriniformes, Cyprinidae. The record is from RefSeq and is a predicted model, not a curated record.